GAGCAUGCCAGAAGAGGCGGAAGAGAAAUCUCUCUCUGUCUAUCCCUCUGUUCCGUUCCCGGAUUCAUUCUUGCGAGUCCAUCACUAUUCCGCCUGCUGUGCUGCCUCUGGAUCUAAGUCUGCUGGAUUACCGCUCUAUUUCUCCGCUUAUUAUUCCUGACGCCUGCAUUUCCACGGCAGGCAAAGUUGGGCAUCCAGAGACUAUAUGUUGACUGCCUGUUCAUUUUCUCUUGCAUUUGUAUGCUGUUUGAGCUUCAAAAUGAUUUCACUCUUCACUGGAAGAAGUGUGAUUUUUACAUGACAGAGAUGGUUUACUUACAGGAUAGGUUAGUGGUUUUGCUAUAUUUUGAACUUCGUUGUCGCUGGUGAUUUGGUCGUGAGGGACAAGAUGAGUGGGGAGGGAGGUUAGAAAUGUAGGAAAUGUCGAUGUCUUUAAAUGUUUUAUUUUUAUCAAACAGAGAAAUUCUAACCUCACUCACCCGUCUUUAUUUUUUACUGAAGAUGUGACGUUACUGGUCUCUGUUUUUUAGUGUUGGUGUAUUUAUUUCUCGUCACACUGGAGGGUCCCCUUUGGAUGUGUGACUGCACUUGAACUCUCAGCUUCCCCAGCUCUUCCCUUUUCCAGGGGGCUCUUAACCUAGACCCUCUCUCUGUAACCUCGCGUAAAACCCCUCUCCCCUCUCUGGGGGCUCUCCCUGGACCUUCCGACCGUUUUCUGCUGCUUGAGGACACAUACAGCCCCACCAGAAGAGGGGCUGUUAGGUAGGAAGACACCCCCCUCCCAAAGGUGAGAGGGGGGGGAAGAUGGCAGCUCUCGCCAGCUCUCUCAUCAGACAGAAACGGGCGGUCAAGGACGACGGACAAAACCGACCGGUAGCCAACAAGAGGAAGCCCUGUCCCAAGAGCAACAAGUCUCUGUGCCAGAAACAGAUUCUAGUCCUUAUCUCUAAAGUACGGCUAUGUGGGGGUCGAAAAAGUCUCAAAGAAAAGAGACCAGAGCCCAAGUUGAAAGGCAUUGUGACCAGGCUGUACAGUCAGCACGGAUACUACUUGCAGAUGCAUCCGGAUGGCACCAUGGACGGCACAAGGGACGAAAGCAGCUCCUUCUCACAGUUCAACUUGAUUCCUGUGGGUCUGAGGAUCGUGGCGAUCCAGGGGGCGAAGACAGGGCUCUACCUGGGCAUGAACGGCGACGGGUACCUUUACACCUCUGAACACUUCACUCCAGAGUGUAAGUUCAAAGAGAGUGUGUUUGAGAACUACUACGUGACCUACUCCUCCAUGCUCUACCGCCAGAGCCAGUCGGGCCGCUCCUGGUAUAUCGGCAUCAACCGCGAUGGACAGGUCAUGAAGGGCAACCGGGUGAAGAAGACCAAAGGUGCUGCACACUUCCUGCCUAAAGUUAUAGAAGUUGCCAUGUAUAAGGAGCCAUCGCUACACGAGCUAGUCAAUGAACAGAAAGAGAAAGAGAAAGAGAAAGAGAAAGAGAAAGAGAAAGAGAAAGAGAAAGAGAAAGAGAAAGAAGGCCCUGCCCGGAAGACAGUGAAGACGUCAGAAGAACGUCAUGAAAGAACAUUCUCCAUCAAGAACUGCAGGAAAGAAAAAAAAGCCCCCAAGGCUGAUGCCUCGUAGCACAGGGGACCGAGUGUGGGGGAGGGGCAGCAGUGACACUGAGAACUCAAUAAGGAUUCAAUCGUCCAUCAUGCACUUGGGCUGGCUGGAGGAAUGGCCCUCAUGGGCCCCCUUCGCCAGAAGUGCACUGGGCUGCACCAUGAUGAAGGGUCAGGGGUCAACAGCCCAUCAGGUCUGGGUCUCGGAGGAAUUCCUCUCACCUGCCACCAGAGAGAGAGGGGGAUAGACUAGGGCCCAAGUCAGCACCACCACCCUUCCUCCCUGUCAAUCACCUUUACCCCUUCUCCUCUAGCGCACUCACUACCAAAGGCACAGCCUGUGUAAUCUCUCUGUCAUUCAUCUACUGCCCUCCCAUCACCAGUCCAAGUUUCCAGAAAUCACCUCCACUCGUGCACAAACUUUCAUUUCUAAUUGUUGUAUUUUGAUGUGCGAGUGUGUGAUUGUGUCUGUGUGUAUAUGGGAGAGAGAGGUGUGUAAAACGAAUCACUUCAUGUAAUCAUAAUCACUAUUCUCGAGUCAACUCUUCUAAUUAAUGGCAAUCACCAUGGUGACAGUGUGACUAUGCCUGGCCUCCACCAUCUGCCCACCUGCAAAUCACACACCGCACAGCUGGAGGCGGGCCAUCAAAAUGAUGUUUUAUUGGACAACAUCGGGGGGAUCUAUUUCUAUUUGAUAGCAGGGCUGUCUGUUGAAUUGCAGUCAGCAAUUCAAUUUCAAAAAAGCCAAAUCUUCUGUUGAAAGAGACAAGUCAAGCAAGCUUUUUUUUUUUUUUACA
Coregonus clupeaformis (lake whitefish) is the source of this 2407-nucleotide messenger RNA. RefSeq names its product fibroblast growth factor 11-like. The record is from RefSeq and is a predicted model, not a curated record. Lineage: Eukaryota; Metazoa; Chordata; Actinopteri; Salmoniformes; Salmonidae. Gene Ontology annotation, biological process: regulation of cell migration; positive regulation of protein phosphorylation; cell differentiation. The coding region runs from base 805 to 1632 and encodes 275 amino acids. Gene Ontology annotation, cellular component: cytoplasm. Gene Ontology annotation, molecular function: growth factor activity; fibroblast growth factor receptor binding. The transcript is spliced from 5 exons.